AUAAUAAAAAAUAAAGUUAUACUUUGAAGGCCAUCAAGUCAGAAAGUUGAGCCUUGUAUUUAUGAAACAUAAUGAUUGCAAAUAUGUGAGCUUGUAAAACACAAUAUUUUACCUGCAACUAUCAAGGCAGACCAGAGUGAGGGCAGAUUUGAACAAAAAAAAACUUUGAAAUGUUUAUUUAAAAAAAAUUUAAAACCAUAUGCUGACAGUUCUAUAAUAUGUUAUAUAAUGAUUCCCCGCUCUGGGGAUAUUCUGGUGUUGAUUAAGGUUGAAAAAUUAUAAUAAUUAGAUAAAUGUCCAACAAAUAAGACAAAAUUCGCCACCUAGCGUAAACUGCCCUCUCCCUAAGGGACUAUUUCACAGUUUUGCUCUCUUCUUCUUUUUCUUCUUCUUCGUCCUUGGGUUGACUGGAAUUACUUUUUUCCCAGAACACAAAGGGAUUGUGCUUUUUUUCGCCAAUGUCCACUCAGGGCCUCUGUACAUUUGAGGGUGAAGCAGGUUGCUGUUUGUCAAUUUAUAUUUAUUAAAUUGGUAUGCAAGGAAGGUACGGAUGGAAGUGAUGCACUGUAUUUCAUAUUGAAGAAAACAGAAAAUAAGUAAUUGUUAUAUUGCUACACAGUCAUGGAUGGUACGGUUCACAUUUCUAUAAGAGACAGUAUUCUGAGCUGUUGUGGAGAGUAGAUGGUGGAGAUCAGACAUAAUGGUGUGCUAAAAUGGAGGGAACAGUCUGGGUGAGUCUCUGGAGACGGGUGAGAGGGAGAGGACAAGGUGAAGGGUCGUGGCCACAACUACAGGGAAACGGUCCAGCUGUCUCUUUAAAAAACGACAACAGCCCAAACUGCCCUCGGCCUCAGCCUUGGCUAUGCUAAUGAGGUUAGUGCUGGUUGGCUGGCCCUCAAUGAAGCUGAUUGGUGAUUGGAGGCUGUGCGUGGGGGAGGGGCUGGGCGUGGAUGACAGCUGGGAUCCAGCCAGCCAAGAGCAGGCUGACAGAGAGAGAGGGAGAAAAAAAAGAGCGAUAGAGGGAGAGCAAGGGGAGAGAGAGAGAGAGGAAGACAGGCUCACAGACUUCAUAAUGCAAGGUAUCCGACCCCCCAUCCUGAACGGGCCAAUGCACCCACGGCCCCUGGUUGCCCUGCUGGACGGGCGCGACUGCACUGUGGAAAUGCCCAUUUUAAAAGAUGUGGCUACAGUGGCCUUCUGCGAUGCCCAGUCCACACAAGAGAUUCAUGAGAAGGUGCUCAAUGAGGCAGUUGCUGCCCUGCUCUACCACACCAUCACUCUGUCUAGAGAUGACUUGGAAAAGUUUAAAGGCCUUCGUGUUAUUGUCAGAAUUGGCUCAGGCUUCGACAACGUUGACAUCAAAGCAGCUGCCGAGCUAGGCAUUGCAGUCUGUAACGUGCCAGCAUCGUCUGUGGAGGAGACAGCCGACACUUCGCUAUGUCUGAUCCUCAACCUGUACAGGCGAGUCACCUGGAUGCACCAGGCCCUCAGGGAGGGAACCCGUGCCUCCAGUGUGGAGCAGAUCAGGGAGGUAGCUGGUGGUGCUGCUCGAAUCCGGGGUGAAACGCUGGGCAUUAUCGGUCUAGGACGUGUUGGCCAAGCAGUGGCUCUGCGGGCUAAGGCCUUUGGAUUUGGCGUGAUUUUUUAUGACCCUUACCUGCCUGAUGGUGUGGAGCGUUCACUGGGCCUGCAGCGCAUGGCCACUCUGCAGGACCUUCUUAUCCACUCUGACUGCGUAUCCCUGCACUGCAGCCUCAACGAGCACAACCACCACCUCAUUAAUGACUUCACCAUCAAACAGAUGCGUCAGGGAGCCUUCCUGGUGAACACGUCAAGAGGUGGUCUGGUUGACGAGAAAGCAUUGGCUCAGGCCUUGAAAGAGGGCCGGAUACGAGGGGCUGCCCUGGACGUCCAUGAGACGGAACCUUUCAGUUUUUCAACAGGCCCUCUGAAGGAUGCCCCCAAUUUAAUCUGUACCCCGCACACAUCCUGGUACAGUGAGCAGGCCUCCGUAGAGGCUCGCGAGGAGGCAGCCAGGGAGGUUCGCCGCGCCAUCACUGGGCGAAUCCCAGAUAGUCUGAAGAACUGCGUUAAUAAGGAGUAUCUGAUGGCAGCCUCUCAGUGGCCCAGUAUGGAGGCAGCCACUGUUCACCCAGAACUUAAUGGAGCCACUUACAGAUUUCCUCCAGGUCUGAUCAAUGUUGCAGUAGCAGGGGGUCUCCCAGGAGCUGGUGCAGGGGUUGAAAGCCUCGUUUCAGGAACCCUGCCACACGGCAUCACCCCUGUCUCCCACCCCCCUCACGCCCCUUCCCCUAAUAAGGUCGAAGCCGACAGAGACAUCCCCUCUGACCAAUAGCCCCCCCUGCUGCCACCAGCACAUUCCGUCGCCUCUGGAAACCCCCCAGCAUCAGACACAGCCCGCCCCUCCAGUACAUCGGCAGCACCAGUUUGACCUGAUGUGGAUCUACACAGUCUUGUUCCUCAGAUCACAUAACCAGCCCAGGAGUGACCUAUCCACAGCUAGCCCCAUCCCACCAACACCCUCAGAACACACGCACCACACACACAUACACACACACACACACAUACAUACAUACAUACAUACAUACAUACAUACAUACAUACAUACAUACACACACACACACACACACACACACACACACACACACACACACACACACACACACACACACACACACACACACACACACACACACCCCUCCAUCCCUGUCAUCCUUUCACCCACCCACCUGCCAUCCCCCUCUCCCUUUCACUCCCCCACAAUUUCAGCAAUAACUGUGUUCUCAAAGAUUCAAUGAUUGGAUUGGUUUAUAUCCUUAGUUGGCUGUUGUUUUAAUGGAAAGUUGACCUGUUGUAGUUCUAGGUGUUAAUGUUUUUUUGUUUAAAAAAAAAAAAAAAAAAAAAAAAGAUGAAAAAAAAAAUUGAUAUAGCAUUUCUGACAUGAGGCUUUACAGUCUAUUGCCUCCUGCAGUCCUCCUCUGACCGACCAGUAGAGGCAGAAAGGUUGAAGCCCCCCCUUUGUACAUUAAUGGCUCAUGUUACUGCUCUCUUCUUCUUUUUCUCUUUUUUUCUCCCCCCCUCCACUUUUCUUGUGAUGGGGGCAAAUGUGUACUAAAGUAAACCAGACAGAAUCGCAAACCGUACAUCCUGUCCUCCCCACCAGGCGUCUAGCGACCCCUCGGCUCUGUUUGGCCCUUAGCUCUCCUUGGCACUGUUGUCCUCUGGCUCAGCAGAGGGAUCUGUAAUGCAGUCAGUGUGGAGCUCUAUCAGACUGUAACGUUUUUGUAUCUGCUCAGCUCAUACGCCAUAUGGUGAUACCCAACAUCCUUUGCCACCUUUUACUGCUGUGACCGUCUAGUUUUAGGACAGUCAACGCUGUAUUUACACAUGCUUUGCCCCUUAUGAAUUGUUUUGUCAUGAGAUGAUAGCGUUAUAUCAGAGAGCGCCUGGGCAUGAAUUUCAUCUCAUGCUGGAGUGCUAUGUGAGGUCUUCACACAGUUUGCCCACAAAGAAUCGAAUGCAGCAGAUUGUUCUGGCUGUAAAAACAAGAGCUUGCCAGAAGCUUCGCCAGCAGAGGGCGCUGUCUGACUGCUCGGAGCUGUGUGCUGAGAGUUGCACACAGCUACUUUCAGUCACGGUUAGCUGUAGUGAUGGAAAAACAUGAUCACACACUGCCAACAUUCAGAACACAGGACAGGUGACCAGGGAUCGAUUACCGCCUUAUUGUUUUAUAAGAAAUCACUGCAUCCCACCACCACCCUGCAAAACCCACCCACCCACCCUCCACUCUUCUCACACGGUCAUGGCCCACCCUACUCAUCUGCUCAUGAACCAGUAUGCAUCCACCAAUUCCUUUUACGCGUGAGGGAACCAUAGAGUUUAGUUUCCCUGUAGGAGCAAGGGGACAGUGUUCUUGCAUGCUGGCUUUGUUAAUGACAGUGGUGUGUGAGUGUGGGUGGGGACGUGUGUGUGUGUGUGUGUGUGUAUGUAUGUAUGUAUGUAUGUGUAUAUAUGUUCCCUCACCCUGUUAUGAUAACAAGCUAUUGUCUUUCCAAAGGAAUAGUCCCUAGGAGUCACUCUUUAACGCUGUUGCCCUGGUGUCAAGGAAACACCUUUCUAGUACCUCAGUAACAGAUAUUGAAUGUACCGUGCAUACCCUUUUAUUUUUUGUACAGAUUUUCUAGAUACUUCUUUACUGUUCUUUAUCAGAAGGAUGUGAAAUUGUAGCAGUAAUGAUACAAUAAAAAAAAAAAAAAAACAUUGCCCCAUGAA
Messenger RNA from Cyclopterus lumpus (lumpfish), 4293 nucleotides. It is a transcript of the gene ctbp1, whose product is annotated as C-terminal binding protein 1. NCBI's taxonomy places the organism in Eukaryota, Metazoa, Chordata, Actinopteri, Perciformes, Cyclopteridae. The record is from RefSeq and is a predicted model, not a curated record. The transcript has 9 exons. Gene Ontology annotation, molecular function: oxidoreductase activity, acting on the CH-OH group of donors, NAD or NADP as acceptor; NAD binding; transcription corepressor activity. Bases 863 to 2356 code for a protein of 497 amino acids.